AUGAUAUUCAGCACUUUCCUUUCUAUUGCCUGUCUGUUUAUUUCGUCCUUGGGUCACACAGUCGAUAAUUCGGAUUCGAACCUAUUAGAUGAAGGACUGUCCCUUCCAGACCUAGUUCAAGUGAACAAUUUACCAGCAACGUGGUCUAGCGGCGAAUCUGCAAAACUUGUUGAGGGUCGGGUUAUGUUGACUCCAAAUAAGGCUAGCAAAGGCUCACUGUGGGCAAAGAAGGACUAUUCAUUGUCCAAAUCUUUUUCACUUGAAUGGACAGUCCGCAGCGUGAAUUACGAGGGACGUUCUAAGGGUGGAAUGGCACUUUGGUUUCUUGCAUCUCAGAGUCCAGCAGAUAAGGCUUUGUUCAAUGGUCCGUCAAAUUUUGAUGGGUUACAGCUUCUUAUCGCUAAUGGAGGUGAACUCGGUCCCAUGCUACGUGGCCAGCUCAAUGAUGGCACCGACAGUUUCACUGAAGAAAAUGUUUUUGAUAAGUCCUUCGCCUCUUGCUUGCUUGCUUACCAGGACUCCACAGUACCACUUACUAUAAGACUUGCCUAUGAUAGUUCAGACGACCACCUUUUGAAAGUUCAAGUUGAUAACAGAGUGUGUUUCCAAACAAGGAAGGCCAUGUUUCCGCAAGGACAGUAUAAGAUUGGUGUUACAGCAAGCAACGGUGACAAUAAUGAAUCAUUUGAGGUGUUGGAAUUCAAAUUCUUCGACGGAAUUGUUGAGGAUGUCCUCAUUCCUAAUGUCAAUCCAAUGGAACAACCCAGACUUUUGACCAGAAUUGUUAAUGGAAAUACUGGUGAGGAAGAGUUGGUUGAAAAAACUCCAUUUGAAGUUAGCGGUAAUGCUGACUCAAUGACAAACUUCGAAUUAUUCAAGAAGCUAAAUAAGCUGGAAGGCAAAGUAUUGGCUAAUGAUAUCGGCGAGUUAAGUGAAACUGUGACACAUUUGGUUGCUAUGCAGAAGGAGCAGAUCAAAAAAAUUGAUCAUUUGGUAAGCUUAAUCGAUUCGUUAACCUCUGCUAAAAAUAAAGAUAAGGACUUGUCGGCUGCCGAAGAUGAUACUUUCCAAGAUUUUUUCAAUUUAAAUCGUAAGCUAGAAACAUUGUUGUCAGAGCAAGAAAAAAUAAGAGAGGCCACCAAAAAUAACAUCAUAUAUAAUGCCAAUAACAGCGGGGGUCCCCACAUAGACGAUGUUGUCCGAAAACUGACUAUGUGGUUGAUUCCUCUCGUUAUCAUCAUGAUGGUCAUGGCAUAUUACACUUUCAGAAUACGUCAAGAUAUUGUCAAGACGAAAUUGCUUUAA
Messenger RNA from Lachancea fermentati, 1305 nucleotides. The record is from the annotation of a GenBank genome assembly. NCBI's taxonomy places the organism in Eukaryota, Fungi, Ascomycota, Saccharomycetes, Saccharomycetales, Saccharomycetaceae.